Messenger RNA from Caenorhabditis auriculariae, 4223 nucleotides. NCBI's taxonomy places the organism in Eukaryota, Metazoa, Nematoda, Chromadorea, Rhabditida, Rhabditidae. The record is from the annotation of a GenBank genome assembly.
AUGCACAGAACAAUUAGAUUGGCGAGCAGUAUACGGUCUCUUCUGAAGUCUGAAAAAGCGGAAAGAGUUCUGUCACAAAUAGAACGCCAUUCGCGAGAUUCUCAGACUGGAUUAACGACGGGUAUACUUUAUAUAACAGCAUGGUCUAAUGCUCGACCGGCACGAACCCUAUUAAAAUCUGACCGCUUUUUUCUUACAAUACGACCUUUUUUUUCCUUUUUGCAUUAUUUUGAUGAUUUUUCAAUUUGAAUAAUUAUAACAAAAUGUGCUUUUUGAGUGCAACCCGAGAUGAUAAGUUACUGGCAGAUGGUCGCACAGGAUGCGGCAUUGGUUCGGGAGAAAUUUGCUGAAGUUCAACAAUUGAGUUCUAUUAUUGAAGAAGGUUUUUUUUUUUCAUUUGAUCUGUUUUCUGUGUACUUGAAUUCCAAACUUGUAUAGCUGAUUCACGUCUGGCUUGAGCCAUUGAAAAAAGGGUCCUGACACGAUAAUACACGGGAUACCGCUUGGCUCAUGGAGAGCGCAGACAGGACACGCCCUCUUAGCGUCCUAAGCUGGCCGUGAAUCAGCUAUAGUCAAGUGUUAAAAUCACGUCCUCCGCCGCUUCCUUCUGCGCGUAGUUCAUUCAGUGUGGCGCCUUGAAGAGUUCACAAUGUAACGCAUGUUAUAGCUGGAGCCCGGAGAUUUUUCGACGAGCCGAGGCGGCCGCCCAGUGUCGCGCUGUCUGUCAAACUUUUCCGAACGCUCUUUGUACUUGUUAGAGACGCUUAACUUGAAAAUUUCCGAAAAGACAAUUUUUCAAACUGUUUAUGAAGCAAAAUAGUAGUGAACUUCAUACGGAAUCGAAUAAUUAAAAGACAUACGAAUGAAAACCAAAAAUUUUUUUUGCCAUUUUGGGCCUAACUUUCAAGUCAGGAGUUCUGAGACUCAAUGUUUAUUACUUACAUAAUUUUAUUACUUACUGUAAAAUGAUGAAACAUUUCAGAUAGUGCUGAUGCUGAGCUCAUAUCGAUGGCAAAAGAGGAAAGAUCGAUGGUUAGAGAGGUGGAGCAGUUUCGGCGCUGAAUCGAAUUUUUUCCUUUUCAGAGUCUUGACAGGUUGCUCGACGAGUUGGCCGUUCACAUUGUACCAACCACCGAAAUCGACGUGCUAUCCAAAUGCCAGAUCGAGCUCACCAGGUACAGAAAUAACUGAGAUAGUUCGUUUGGAUUUUGAAUGGGAAGCAGCCCACUGAGCCAGUAAUCCUUCAAUAUCGAUAUAUUACCGUCGUCAAGCUGAGUGUUUUUAAAACCGUCACACCGAGUUUUUUUCUGAACACUUCUUUUCAAAACUCCUUUUUUGACAUCGUUGCAUAUUUUGGUUUUUCAAAAGGCAAGAUUAUUGUCAAGAAUGUUAUUUGGUUGUUGUUUAAACAGUAAUCAAGCUUGUAGUGCCGUAUUUAUAGCUAUAUGAUUUUCCGUGAACACGUGGUCUCAGAAAAAAAUGAUAAGUAUUUUUAUUCGUUCAAUUAGAUAGAGAAAUUAUCCAGAAAAUACUUUCAUUUUCUAUAGGCAUCUUAACUCGAUAAACUAGAGUCAUUCUGAACUCUUUACACUAUAUAGGCCACGCCCCUUUUCACGCACCUCAUUCUUUUUGAAACGCCGUAUAUCGGAGUGAGUUCAGUGGCGCUGGAGGGCAAGAAGCGAUGCUUUUCACUGGCGAGCUCUUGGACAUGUACGCAGCGCUGGCUCAGAACAACGGUUGGAAAUGGGAGCCUUUUCAGGUUUUUAUUUUAUCAAUUUUUGUGAUGCUGAUGACAUGCUUAGUUAAUUUUAAUAAUGUUUCGUCAUUUAACCAAAAAAAGAACUCGAACCUCUGCAACGUCAUUUUCUACCGUCUUUCAAAAUGUUGUCUCUCGUCAAAAAUGCUUUUAUUUUUGGAGUUUUAGGUAGACAGCGUAGCGCUAGGAGGGGUACGAAGUGCGCUGGUUGCAGUAUCCGGAUCAAAUGUCUAUUCGACAUUGAGGUGUGAUUCCUACAUACAAAACUUCAUUCGGCAAUUAUUUCAAACCAAAACGAAACUUUUUUUUGUAUGAAUUCACCUUGAGACUGACUUUCUGGGUUAGUAUUUCUUAACAUGUAACAUGCCGGCAAAAAUUCUGGAAAGUUGCUCCUGUAUUUGAGCUGGGACUUUAUAUUAUUCAAUCUGUUUUCGAAAAAUUUUGAACUCCACAUCAGGUUUGAAGCUGGCGUUCAUCGUGUUCAAAGGGUGCCGAUUAAUGAUACCCGAAUGCACACAAGCACGUCAAGUGUUUCAGUCUUGCCUGAGCCAGAAGAGGUAGUUGAUAUCCGAGUUUUUUGUUUUUUUUUUUGUCGGGAAUUCCAUCUUUUCAGAUUUCGGUGAUCGUUCCCAGCGACUCGGUGAAAAUUGAAACCAUGAGGGCUUCGGGGCCUGGCGGACAAAAUGUUAACAAACGGUUUUUAUCUUCCAGAUGUGAAUUUCUAAACGCUGGAAAUGAAUUUUGAAGGUCAACGGCUGUUCGGAUGACACACAAGGAGACGGGAAUAGCUGUACACUGCAUGGACGAACGCUUCCAGCAUCUCAACAUACAGGCUAGCAAAUUGAUUACCAGCUAAAAAACGUAUCACUUUUUGAAGAUAGCCUAUAAGCGGUUGGCGGCGAUUUUAAUGCAACGGCAAGUGGACGCGAUGAACGAAAAAACAACUUCCGACCGUCGACUUCAGGUGCCUUUCUUUUGACAUGGCGCGCUUAGGAACUCCAGAGUGGUACCUGUAGGGGCAACCUUAGAGGCCCUUUGAGGCCCACAUUACCAACCCCUGUAGGGGUUACUAAAGCUUUUAAAACUGGUUUCUAUAGGGUUUUCAGUUAGUAGUUAGUGGACCAUAUAUGUGACAUGCUAGUCGAUAAUUGAUAUGAUUUCUAACCAGGGAAUGGUCUCAGCUCACAGUGGGACUUCUGAAUGAGACCAUAUUUUCUAGAUGUAGUUUUUCACGCUGAUUCCAAAUCCGUUUUCAAAAGCUGCCACCGAGGUCUGUGAAAAAAGUUAUGGACCCUCAAAAGUCGAAAAUUUCAUCGUCUCCGAUCGAGCUCAUUUUUGGAGGGUAUAUCUUCGCUUCGAAACUCCAAAAAGGAGCAAUUACACGAAAAUAUCCAAAAAAGAAAAAAAUGCAAAAAAAGUUUGCACUGCGUGGGUACCGAACCUAUGACCUCGUGCUUCCCAGUCCGCCGCCUUUCCACUGCUCCUCGCUGCCGUUGCUUCGCCGGUCGCCGGAUCGCAAUAGGACACCGCGGGCGCUUGCUCUUGUGUGCGGCGAGGCUUUGAAAGGUCAUAUCUUGGCUUUGAAGUUUUUUUGAGAAAAAUUUGAUGGUUUUUCGUGACAAGGGAAACAAGGACUAUAUACCCUCCAAAAAUGAGCUCGAUCGGAGACGAUGAAAUUUUCGACUUUUGAGGGCCCAUAACUUUUUUCACAGACCUAGGUGGCAGCUUUUGAAAACGGAUUUGGAAUCAGCGUGAAAAACUACAUCUAGAAAAUAUGGUCUCAUUCAGAAGUCCCACUGUGAGCUGAGACCAUUCCCUGGUAAGCAAAAUUUUUUUUUAACCAUAGUCAAUUUUUUCCGAUUUGAAAGGCGAGGGAGGCGGGAUUUUGAUAUGAAUUUUUCCUUUUAUAGUUCAAAAGUCAGAUUUUUCUAUCACAAUAUCAUUUCAUGAUCUUGCAUGCCUUUAAUCGAUAAACAAUUUUUUCAAACAAAGAUAAAAAAGAAAAAAAGCAUUCAAAGAGAGGUUUUUCUGACUCGCGGAGCCUUUGAAUACUUUUUUCCGGACCUCUUCGCUAGUUUUUGAGUAAAUGGAAUGUCAUAAGAGUUAUUGGAAAACACUUACCAAAAUUUUUUAUAAACUUUCCGAAUCUAAUGAAAUAGGUAUCAUUUAUAUGAUCAAUUUGUUCAUUUUUCUCUUAUUCGCAGGUAGGGUCGAAGGCACGUGCGGAAAAGAUCCGAACCUACAACUUCCAACACGACCGCGUCACAGACCACCGUAUCCAAAUGACCAUUAAAGGUUAGUUACCAAGUUAUUUGUUAUAUGACAGCCCCGUACGAGCUUAGGCGUUGAAGAGUUCCUUAGAGGUGGCACAGUACUUCAGUCGAUGAUUGAUCGGCUAACCGAGCAGCAUCUCGAAGAUCGCCUCAAGCAUUUCCUUGACACCUUCGAGUUAGACCAAACAUCUUAG